This is a messenger RNA of Entelurus aequoreus (snake pipefish), 2847 nucleotides long. RefSeq names its product arf-GAP with dual PH domain-containing protein 2-like. NCBI's taxonomy places the organism in Eukaryota, Metazoa, Chordata, Actinopteri, Syngnathiformes, Syngnathidae. Gene Ontology annotation, biological process: positive regulation of GTPase activity. The transcript has 14 exons. Gene Ontology annotation, molecular function: phosphatidylinositol bisphosphate binding; GTPase activator activity. Gene Ontology annotation, cellular component: intracellular membrane-bounded organelle; plasma membrane. The record is from RefSeq and is a predicted model, not a curated record. The coding region runs from base 1065 to 2204 and encodes 379 amino acids.
ACGGUGGUUUGCAUCUUCCAGGUUAAGUAGAAACGUUCCAAAGCGAUAAGAUCGUCUCUCGUGUGUGUUGCCAGAUCAGCGGACGCUAACUGGAAGAUUGCUGAGGAGCUCGUAAAAAGUGACCGCCAGCAAAAGCGCAUCGCAGAGCUCUUCACCCCCUGCUCCUUUCCUGAUGUUGCUUAUCUGGAACGAGUCCCUGUACUUGACCAGCAUACCCGGCGGAAUGUUUACCCGCGGAGAUUUCUGCGUCACUGAUUCCGUCAUCAACCGCCGCACCGCCUGAGCCCCGCUGGUCCGCGCCUCGCCCACCAUCAGUCCGAAGUGGCGUCCCACGGCAGUGCGCAUCAUGUUCAGGACUCUGUAAGGAGAGGUUGGGUUAGGCCACAAUGCCAACCUUCUAAAAAGACUGUGAGAGCGAACAACAUGGCCUCCACUGUCCUCAGGUGGGCCAUAACUGGGAACAAAGCGGUGUUCUGGACAGAGAUGGAUGGUUUCUCAAUGAUGUAGAAGUCGGCUGAAGCCAGGACCUGUCCACCUCUGGCCUGAUGAACUUUGCCAACUGAGCCCGCACUUUCUUCUCCUUCUUCACCGGGUUGAGUAUGGAGUCGAACACGAUGACUGCGCUUUUGUGCUUCAGGAGCGGUACGUUCACCACACUCUCUAAGGUCCUAAACGGUCCGUGUUUGCUCCUGUAGUCCACUAUGUUGUUGCACUUGCGUCCUCUGAGGAGCUUGACGCCGGCCAGCUCCUCCACUGAGGCGGUGUUGAGCAGCUGCAAGAUGGUGUCUCGCUGCUCGGUGGUGUAGCAGGAGUCCAAGACGGCGCCGUGCUCCUCUUCCUCACAGGACCCAGGGGACGGCGGAGAGAUGACGGCGGUUAGGCUUUCUACCCCGGCUACAGGGAUUCUGCUCGUCCAGCAACAUGUGCACUGGAGGUAGCGCAGCUCCGUCUCAAGAAGACAGCCUUGCAUAGGGCGUCGGAACAAGCCUGACUGACCUGCAUACUGACCUGCACAGGUAACACAAGUAGGACUGAAAGUGACGCAGGCUACAGCGCCUUCACCCAUGGCCAACUUGGACAGAAACAACAAAAUCUUACUCGAAUUAGUGCGACUGCCUUCCAACAACACGUGUGCCGACUGUGGAGCUCCUGAGCCUGGCUGGGCCUCCUACACUCUGUGUGUGUUUCUCUGUGUCCACUGCUCAGGGAUGCAUCGGAACUUGCCCACCAUCAGCAAAGUGAAGUCAAUACGCUUGGACCUAUGGGAAGACUCCCUCAUAGAGGCCAUGCGAGUAAGAGGAAACUCAUUCGCCAAAGCCACAUAUGAAAAACAUGUUCCCGCUUAUUUCUACCGGCCUCAGCAGACAGACUGUGUCGUUCUUAAGGACCAGUGGAUCCGCGCCAAGUACGAGAGAAGAGAGUUCACAGAAGAACAUUUCAUUCAUCCAUCUUAUGGCGCAGAUACCACACAGGUAGCACUGUGGAAGAAGCGCAAAGACAACAGGAACUUUUUCAAAAGGAUCUUCCUGCUGUCCCGUAGCGACUUUACCCUUAAAUACUUCACCAAAGAAAAUUCUAAAGAUCCCAAAGCUGUGAUCAGCAUGAAGGGGCUGAAUGCGGUUUUCCAGCCCGAGAAGAUCGGUCACACUCACGGACUGCAGAUCUCCUACUUGCACGAGGAACGGAGCAGGAACAUGUUUGUUUACCAUGAAAAUGGACAGGUCAUCGUUUCCUUUUUUAACGCAAUUCGUGCAACCCGCUUGGAGUACCUCCAGAAGAAGCAUCCCGCUCUCGGACUAAAUGAGUUAACGCCGCAGAUAACCGGGCAUUGCCUCAAGGAGGGGUUUAUGGAGAAAACUGGCCCAACGCAGCGUGAGUCAUUCAAGAAGAGGUGGUUCACGCUGUGCACAAUGAACAGGAAACUGCUUUAUUAUAAAUCCCCACUGGACGCCACAGAGCUGGGCGCCGUCUUCAUCGGCACCGAGAGCCACAACUACUCUGUGACGGGGGACAGCAGACGCAGCUCCAGAGGAGGCCGCUGGCACUGCGCCAUCACUCUGCAGACUCCUGAGAGGCAGUUUAUGUUCAUGUGUGAACAGGAACAGGAGCAGCAGGAGUGGAUAGAGGCAUUUAGAAAGGUUAUAGGUCAGCCCAUGACCCCUGAAGACUACGCUAAUGAAGCCAACUUGAGAAGAGGAAAAUGACGACUAGCAUCUCAAGUGUUUAACACAAGUAAACAAAGGAAAUGGGACACACGGCCAUGACACCUAUAGGAAGUCAAGACUGAAAAAAUGUAUGCACUGUAAGUGGUCACUGGUCACCAACUUCUGCUCUUUUGAAAAUACUUUUUGCAGGAUUUCCAUUAAUCCAGAAGAACAUUAGUGAGGUCAAAGUUCAUCAUGUUAGCUAGGGUGUGCUUUUAACAGAAAGCUCACCCAAAAUGUCUUAAGGUGAACAAAUGAUUAAUACAACAAUAAUGCAAUUACACAAUUACUAGAUGAUACUGAAUAAAGGGCAAAACGUUUUUUCAAAUCAUUUUAAAACCAGCAUUUUAAAAUAAGUGAAUUACAUUAAAUAAAUUACAUAUUUCUUAGCUGAUUUUUUGAUGACUAUAUUUCAUUCAUGACUGUUAUUUUUGAAUUAGCAGCACUCCUCUGUUGUUUACUAGCUUGCAAACAACUUUUCCUUCAGAGCAAUGGUGUAUGUGAGUGACAGGAAGAAAAGCUCAGACUCGCUUGGAAACUCCACAGAUAAGUAAUAAAUAAUCUGGGAAAAAAAUUUAAUUUUAUAUUCGGGUCAAUAUGGUAAUUGAUAUAAUAUUUAAUUGGAUUGGUUGGUGAUAUUUAU